AUGGCAGCGAGCGGUGCGCGCCGAUGGGGGCUCGAUCAACUAUCAGUCCGUGGCAAGGUAGCUCUUGUAACGGGCGCCUCGUCGGGAAUCGGCCACGAUCUCGCGCUGUUCCUCGUGGCACGUGGAUGCCACGUGGUCGCCGCAGCUCGCCGCGUGGGCCGCCUGGAUCAGCUGUGCGCGGAGGCGGAAGCAAUGCGCCGAGAAGCGGAAGAAUUGCGCCGAGAGGGGGAAGGGAUGCGCGGAGAGGCGGAGGGCAUGUGCGGAGAGGGGGAUGAUCCACGCAACGGGAGAAGCUCUGACUUAUCAAACCCGAUUGACGCUGGAGGGCGGGAACGGCGGGCCGUGGGAAAUGAUGACGUGACUCGAGAAUCGUCAGUCGGAGAUUCUGGACGGCCAGGAUCGCAUUUUAUUGUUGGAAACGAGAUGCCGGGGCGCAUGAGGGCUGUUGCGAUGGACGUCGCGGCGGACGAGGCGGCGGUAGAUGCGGCGGUGCAGGCGGCGUGGGACGCGUUCGGGCGGAUCGACGUGCUGGUCAACAACGCGGGGUUCCGAGGGAAAAAGGUGGACGCGAUCGACAUCAGCCAAUCAGAGUUCGACACGUCAUUCCACACCAACGUCCGAGGCGCUUGGCUCGUUUCCAAGGCUGUGGUUCGGCGCGUGCUGGGGCGGGCUGGCGGGGGGGCGCGAAGAGAGGGGAGGGGGAUGGGAAAGGGGGGCAAAGGAACAGAGGAAAAGAGUGAAAGAGCUCCUGAAGGGGGUUGUAACGGAGGCACCCGCACGGUUUUGAGUGUAAUCAACAUUGCGUCUACGGCCGGUAUACCCGGGGCCAUUCUCCCCGGCGGUGCUGCUUACUCCUCCUCCAAGGCUGCUCUCAUGCGCCUCACUGUGGCCAUGGCGAAGCUCCUAGACAAGCCGUGGAUGGAGAGGAACGCACAGGUGGUGGUGCCACUGCAGAGGUACGACACAGUUUGGAUGGCUCUGAAACGGUUUGGAGGCUGUCAAGAGGGGUGGGGGACAAUCCACCCUGACCUCACAUCGCUUCUACUUCUCCUUGCCUCAGACGCCUCUUCUUACAUCACAGGGCAGUGCAUUGCUGUAAACGGCUAUAUCAGUGGCUCCAACCUUCCUCACCCUAUUGCCUUCUUUCGCCCCUCCCCCGUUCCUCCCCCUCCGCCACAGGUGGGGGACAAUCCACCCUGA
Molecule: messenger RNA, 1200 nt
Organism: Closterium sp. Naga37s-1
Lineage: Eukaryota; Viridiplantae; Streptophyta; Zygnematophyceae; Desmidiales; Closteriaceae
Source: the annotation of a GenBank genome assembly